This is a messenger RNA of Nematocida parisii ERTm1, 621 nucleotides long. RefSeq names its product GTPase Ypt3. Gene Ontology annotation, molecular function: GTP binding; GTPase activity. The transcript has a single exon. The coding region runs from base 1 to 621 and encodes 206 amino acids. The record is from RefSeq and is a predicted model, not a curated record. Gene Ontology annotation, cellular component: endosome. Lineage: Eukaryota; Fungi; Microsporidia.
AUGCGCAGAGAAGAGCAAGAGUACGAGUAUUUAUAUAAGAUAGUUCUUAUUGGGGACAGCAGCGUGGGAAAGACCAAUCUUUUAGAAAGGCUGGCGCACAACAGGUUCAACACAAACACAAAGUCAACUAUUGGUGUAGAAUUUGACACUAAGUGCUUUGUCGUGAAUGGAAAAAAGAUAAAGGCACAGAUAUGGGAUACUGCAGGGCAGGAGAGAUACAGGGCAAUCACAUCGGCGUAUUACAGAGGGGCUGUGGGCGCCAUUGUGGUGUAUGAUAUAACCCGGAAAGAGUCUUUUGACAAUGCAAGAACUGAGUGGAUAAAGCAGCUGAAAGACAACUCAGAAAGCGGCCUAGUGAUUUCCUUGGUAGGAAACAAAACAGAUCUGGAAGAGAAAAGGCAGGUUUCACAGCAGGAGGCAAGAGAGGCUGCCCAAAUAGGAGACUAUCUGCUUACAGAAACGUCUGCUCUUUCUGAUGUGAAUGUCCAGGAGGCGUUUGAAGCUCUUAUAAAGAAAAUCUACCAAACUCGCACAGCAGAAAGAAAUAACGGGCCCAAGCCUAGCAUUAUAAAUCUAGAAGACGAUUCUUCAAUGAAGGCCUCUAGCAGUUGGUGCUGCUAA